Molecule: messenger RNA, 1832 nt
Organism: Planococcus citri (citrus mealybug)
Lineage: Eukaryota; Metazoa; Arthropoda; Insecta; Hemiptera; Pseudococcidae
Exons: 1
Coding region: 108-1751 (547 amino acids)
Source: RefSeq, a predicted model, not a curated record
UGGUACGCCAACGAACUAAACUCGGGAUAGAAACUUUUUCGAAUGGGGGGCAAUAUUAUUAUUUUGGCGUCGCGAGUGGGUUAUUAAAUUUUAAAAAUUGUUACAAAAUGCCAAACGACGGAAUCAUCAAGCUAAAAAUAAACGUUGAUGGGCUACCGUUGUUUGGCAGUUCUAAGAAAAGUUUGUGGCCAAUAUUGAUGCAGGUCGACGGCGAUCUGCGUAAUGAAGUGAUCAUGGUGGCAGCGUAUUGGGAAGGGGAAGGUACGGAAUCAGUUACCAGCGACGAAUUUCUCACCGACUUUGUUGACGAAGUUAAUGGAUUAAUUAAUAAUGGCAUUGUUAUUGAUGAUAGAAAAUUUGAGGUACGUGUUCAAAAUUUUAUCUGCGAUGCGCCAGCGAAGGCGUUUAUACUGGAUAUUAAAGGUCAUACAGGGUACAGUAGUUGUCAUCGUUGUUCGAUUCGAGGCGAGCGAAUUGGAAAUCAAACAUCGUUUAGAAAAAAUCCAAAGGAAGAAACACCGGUGAAUAGAACAGCUGCCGAUUUUUUAAAUGUAGUAGAUCCGGAUCAUCAUAGAAAGAGAAACAACGAAGAAACACUUUCACCUAUCGCCAAUAUUAUCGAUUUUGAUGUAAUACUCGGAUUCCCCUUCGAUUACAUGCAUCUGAUGUCAUUGGGAAUAACAAAAAAAGUGUUAGAUUACUGGGUAAACGGACUGCCAAAAACUGCUGUAAAUAAAGGUUCAAGUAAAGUUAAAAUGACGAGCGAUGACAUAAAAACUGCGAAUACCGUAUUAUUGAGAAUCAAACCGUUUACUCCUGUCGAAUUCCAGAGACGUUGUCGAAACAUUGACGAAUUCGCGUUCUGGAAAGCCACCGAAUUCAGACAAUUUUUAAUUUACACGGGUCCGAUUGUUUUGAGUCAGAUAUUUUUUCCACAUGAUACCUUACGAUGGAAGAUGUAUCAAAAUUUUUUAAAGUUUCACAAAAUAGGUCGUUUGUUGUUAGGUUGUGAAAAUGUCGAAACAAAUGCAGUUGAAGCACAGAAGAUGAUCUCAAAAUUUUUGAAGGAGUUUGAAAAAAUUUAUGGUGGUGAUCUGAUCAGUCACAAUUUUCAUUCUUUAACGCAUUUACCAGAAGACGUGUUACGAUACGGUCCCGCGGACAACUUUUGUUGUUUUCAGUUUGAAAGUUUUUUACAGAAGGUAAAAGGAUUUGUAAAGCAGGGAAACUUACCGUUGCAGCAAGUUGUUUUAAAGUAUAAAGAUCAAAGGUUGGCGGCUGUAAAUCUAACUCGAAAUGAAGACAUCGAAUUUUUCAAAAGGCAUUCAGUGGAUCGAUUCGCAAAAUUAUUUAUUAGUGAUUCGGAUUUAAGCCAUUAUGAAUUGUACGAAAAAUUAAAAACGAAGGAAUUUACGAUUAAGACAAAACCAAAAAAUCCGAUUUUUCAGAAACGAGAAAUGAGAAAUUCGUUCGUGAUUUCCCGGAAUGAUGAUAUCUGCGUUGUUUUAGAAAUUAUUAAAUCCUUAAAAAGUAACGACGUCUUUCUAGUGCUGGGUAAAUUUGAGAAAAAGGAACGUUUCCUGAAGAAUUAUUUCAAAGUGGAAAUGGCGCACUUCAACGAACGGAAACCGAUGUUGUUCCCAUUGAAUUGUAUAAAAAGUAAACUCUUUGCAAUGCCACUUACCGAUGAUGAAGAAACAUUUGCCACAAUUCCGAUAUCACAUAUCUGUCGUUUUGCAGCCCCGGAGUAAACUAUGCCGAAGUUUUAGUUUUUAUGUUUAGUUUUUAUGUGUAACACCAAAAUUUUUCUAUUAAUUUCAUAUUCAACAUUU